Messenger RNA from Alternaria postmessia, 1350 nucleotides. RefSeq lists its product as uncharacterized. Bases 1 to 1350 code for a protein of 449 amino acids. The record is from RefSeq and is a predicted model, not a curated record. Gene Ontology annotation, cellular component: nucleus. Gene Ontology annotation, molecular function: double-stranded RNA binding; ribonuclease III activity. Lineage: Eukaryota; Fungi; Ascomycota; Dothideomycetes; Pleosporales; Pleosporaceae. The transcript has a single exon. Gene Ontology annotation, biological process: rRNA processing; regulation of gene expression; primary miRNA processing.
AUGGCAUCGCAGAAACGUGGCGGAGGCUUCAAUCACUACGGUCGCGACCAAAAUCACAAGAAGCACCAGCCUCAGCAUCGCAAUGGCGCAGGCUACAACACUAACCCAUCGGCGCCUGAGCUGUCUUCGAAAGACAUGCAGACGGGCCUGGUAGCUCUGUUGGACAGGUUUGUCGCCGAUGAAACUACCAUGGGUGCAGAUAAAGACAUGCUCCACCAUGCGCACCAACUGCGCCGACUGCUCUGCGCCCGAAACGAUUCAGCCUCUGCCAAAGCGAAGCGCGAGCUUGACCAAAAGAGGCCUGACAAGGCAGUCAAGGUCGCCAUACCCGAUUACGUCGAGCGAAAAGUACGAGUCGCCCAAGAUCUGCCUCCCCUACCGCCCAUCAAUGAACCCCAUCUCCACGAAGCCGUUUUCACUCAUCGCUCCGCCAUCUUCGAUCCCAGCAUUCCAGGCUCAACGCUCGGCGAGGACCUCAGUCUAGACUACGAACGACUCGAACUACUAGGCGACGCCUAUAUCGAACUCAUCGCCUCCCGCGCCCUCUACAACCGCUUCCCACAUGUCGACGUGCCAGAGCUAUGCAUGUGGCGCGAACGACUAGUCGAGAAUGUGACCCUGGGCAAGUUCUCCAACGCCUACGGCUUUCCAGACCGACUGAAGCACCGCGCUGUGUGGGACAAGAACUCCAAGCAAUACCAGAAGGUAGUCGCCGACAUCGUCGAAGCCUAUGUUGCAGCCGUCGUGCUAUCAGACCCAGAGAACGGAUUCGAGGCCGCCGAAGCAUGGCUUACUGAGCUCUGGGCACCACAACUCCUAGGCUUCAGGGAGAAGAUUAUCGAGAACCCUCAGGCUAGAGACGAACUGAACAAGCUUGUGCUCGGCAAAGGCGUCAAGCUCCUUACCAAAGAGGAGAGGCCUAUGACAUACGACUCCAACAGCGUGCAGUGCUACCAUAUCGGCAUCUACCUUACUGGGUGGGGCUACAAGGAUGAAUGGCUCGGGAGCGGCGAUGGCCAGAACAAAGUGCAAGCCGGUGUUGCCGCGGCUGCCGAUGCCCUGAAGCGGAACGGUCCGGUCUUGCAGGACGCUGUACGGCAAAAGAAUGAGCUGAGAGCGGCACGGCUGAAAGAGCAAGAGGAGAAGGAAAAUGCUGCAGGGGGCACUGAGCAGCAAGCGACCCUUAAUCCCAAAGAGUCAAAUGGUAAAGCAGAAGUGUCAGACGAACAGGGUAACAGUGAAAAGAAGCGGAAAAAGGAAGAAGACGAUACCUUACACGAGAAGAAGAAGCACAAGAAAGAAAAGAAGGAGAAAAAGCGCACAGCCGCAACUGAUGAUGACAGUUCCUAG